AUGCAUGAUAAAGGAUACAAUACAUAUAAGAAAGGAAGCUCUUAUUCCGGCUGGGAGAAGAUUUUCCUUCGUCUGCCACAGCUGCUCGACUGUACUUGCCCUGCUGAAGAAUACAAAGAGUAUGUCAGAGAGGCCCUACGAGAUGGAAUCGAGGCCGCAAGCCUUGGCCCUCAGGCUGCGGAACAAAGUGGCUACGACAAGGAGGAUAAAAACCCGUGGUCAGAAUUUUAUUCAGACUACCACAUGCGACUAGUUGCAGGACGCGUCCAUAUCGUCGAUGCAACAACCCCUGUUCCCGGAGGCUCCGACGCAGGAAUUGUUCUCGUGAUGUGGUUCGACCAGUGUGGACGGGCAAUCCGUCGUUCUCGGCAGCCGCUAGAGGAUAUAUUGGAGAUUGCCAAUGUUUCCGAUGCCACGCUGAAAGAAAAUUCGUGUUGGGCCAACGUCCAUAUUGGCCAAUCCUAUGAAUGGAGGGCGCCCCUGGGUCCCACCUACGAGGACAGAGAAGAAUGUUCCGGGUAG
This is a messenger RNA of Penicillium brevicompactum, 522 nucleotides long. RefSeq lists its product as uncharacterized. The record is from RefSeq and is a predicted model, not a curated record. Bases 1 to 522 code for a protein of 173 amino acids. NCBI's taxonomy places the organism in Eukaryota, Fungi, Ascomycota, Eurotiomycetes, Eurotiales, Aspergillaceae. The transcript has 2 exons.